This is a messenger RNA of Naegleria lovaniensis, 1305 nucleotides long. RefSeq lists its product as uncharacterized. Lineage: Eukaryota; Heterolobosea; Eutetramitea; Acrasida; Naegleriidae. The transcript has a single exon. The record is from RefSeq and is a predicted model, not a curated record. The coding region runs from base 1 to 1305 and encodes 434 amino acids.
AUGUUCACCCACAGUUCAAACCGCCUCACAGCACACAAGACAAGCUUGUUGUUGGUCUUGCUGUUGUUGUUGAGCGCAUGUCUCAUCAUUUGUUCUCUCUCCUCGGUCCAAGCUCGUGGUCGUGGUCGUUCCACACCUACAACUUCCAAACAACGAGCUCGAGCCUAUUGGAAGAAGAAUCUCUCUCUCCGUGAUGCUCGUAAAAUACAUCGUAUCCGAGCUCAAAUGAAACGCACAAGAAGAACUUUGAAAGGUUUGAAAUUGGAAUUGUCAUCUUCAAAAUGUUCUCAAAAAAGACGUCGCUUGAUUAAGAGAUUGAUCAAGAGAAGAAGACAACGAUUGCAACAAUUGAGAAGAGGAUUGAGAAGAAGUUUACGGCGAGUUGUGAGAAAGGCUGCCAAUAAAAGAAGAGCAUCGAGAUCCAGAAGAAGAAGAUCAGCUGCUGUCAAAUGUACCAAACGAAAUCGUAAACUUAGAAAAUGUAAAAGAAUUGCGAAAAGAAGAUUGGCAAGACUUCGAAGACAAUUGAGAAGAAGAAUUGCUGCUGCUGCUAGAAGAAGAAGAGCUUCUAGAAGACAAGGUCGUUCUAGAAAGUGCACCAAACGAAAUCGUAGACUUAGAAAAUGUCAACAACGAAGAAGACAACAUAGACAAUCCAGAGGAAAGAAAUUGUUGAGAAGAAUCAUGAGAAGAGUUCGAGCAAGAGCUUUGAGAGCUGCUGCUAGACAACGAAGAGCCUUGUUGAGAAAAUUGAAAAGACAACAACGACGUGCUGCUGCAAGACGUGCUGCAAGACGUGCCGCAAGAAGAGCUGCAAGAAGAAGAGCUGCUAGAAGAGCUGCAAGAAGAGCUGCUUCUAGAAGACAACGUCGUUCAAGAAAAUGCACCAAACGAAAUCGUAGAUGUCAAAGAAAAAGAUCAUCAAGACGUUUCCUUGUUCUUGCAUUUAACAAACGUGAAUUCUUGAGAAAAUUAUUGAGAAGAAGAUCUCAUCGUUAUUAUGGAUUGAGAGGAUUCAAGAGAUAUGCUCGAUUGGUGACCUUGUUGAAAUGGAUCAGAGCAAAGAGAGCUUCUCGUCGUUCUCGUUAUUUUAGAGUGAAGGAGAGAAGAAUUUUAAGAGGUUUGAGAUUAUUGAGAAGUCGUUUUGCCAAACUUCGUCUCUCUCCAAGAAGAAGAAGAAGAUCUUCUUCAACCAAAGUGACAAGAAUUGUGAUUCAUGGAGUUCAAAAUAAGAAACAAGUCAAGUUGGUCAUUCCAAAGCGUUUGAAGAAUAAGAUUAAGAGGGUGAUUGUCUAUCGUGUUUAA